Messenger RNA from Colletotrichum acutatum, 2026 nucleotides. RefSeq names its product cytochrome P450. The record is from RefSeq and is a predicted model, not a curated record. The transcript has 8 exons. Gene Ontology annotation, molecular function: monooxygenase activity; heme binding; iron ion binding. Bases 199 to 1689 code for a protein of 496 amino acids. Lineage: Eukaryota; Fungi; Ascomycota; Sordariomycetes; Glomerellales; Glomerellaceae.
CUCUCCGUGCCAUGCCGCGUUCUUUGAGUUCGGCAGUCGAGAGCGGUCCCCGCGCUAGACCGCGGAUCCUCGAUCCUUGUACUCAGGUGCCAUUGGCGAUGUGUAUCACGGGGAAGAGAACAUGUUGUCUCUUUAUUGCCACUCUUCGAGCCGUCGCCCAGGACUCAACGGACCAACAAACACAAGUCCGAAUGAACCAUGGAGACUCAGAAAGCAACGGCUAGCUGGCACGAUCCCAGCCUCCAAGUCGCUGCCGUCAUCCUUACAAUCAUAUGUUUCCUUACCAUCCCUCUCACUUACAAUGUGCUCUUCCAUCCUCUGGCUCGAGUCCCGGGGCCUUUCUUGGCCAAAUUGAACGACUUUUGGCACGCAUACCAGCUAUACACAGACAUGAGACAUGAAACGCUCUGUAAACUCCAUGAUCAAUACGGUCCUUUGGUGCGUCUGGGCCCGAGCACGAUCUCCGUGAACACUACGGAAGGUUAUCAGAAGGUUUACUCGGCGACAUCACCAAUCGACAAAUCGCCAUUCUACCAGAGCUUCACCCCAGGCUUUCAAAGUAGUUUCUCUUCGAUAGGUGCUGCGUACAAAGAGAAGAAGUCCAUCCUCUCUCAAGCAUUUUCUCAGAAGAAGCUAGACGCUAUGGAACCAGCAUUUAUGGGGCAUAUUUGGAAGCUUUGCGAGGUGAUGAAAAGUCAAGGCAAGGUGAACUUGGAUGAUUGUUUAUCAGCGUUGACGAUUGACAUCUUAUCGGACGUUUGUUUUGGCGAAACGUUUGACUUGCUUCGCAACCCUACAGAGAAGGCGAAGGUCAGCGAUGGUUUAGUGCAAGCGGCAAAGUUUGUCUCAUUGGAGGGUACUCUUUGGAGAUGGCCUUUGUUGCAGCGCAUGAUUCGAAAGCUCUCAUACAGCUCUACGACUCGAGGCUAUCCAGCAAAGAUGGCCAUUGGCGCCAUGAUCAAACAGAGACAGAAUCCCUCCGGCAGGCAAGACAUCUUUAAUUACCUCCUUACGGCCAAAAGUCCUACCACCGACACGCCCUUUCCCGAUCGCGAGCUGUUCGGCGAAGCGAUCGUCAUGUUUGUGGCAGGGUCUGAUACCACAUCUACAGCGCUUUUGACAAUAUUGUGGCAUUUGUUGGCCCAUAGAGAUGCAUACGACAAGCUGGCCUUGGAGGUCAGAUCUAUAGUCACGACGCACGAUGAGUUGAGCUACCACAAGAUUCAGCACCUGCCAUAUCUAAGAGCUGUGAUAGAGGAAGGAUUGAGAAUCUUCCCACCAAAUGCGGGUUUCAUUCCGAGGCAGGUCCUCCAAUCCGAUGGUGCUUUCGUUCUCCACGGCAUACCUCUGCCAGUGGGAACGGAAAUUGGCGUUGCAAACAUGGCGAUGCAUAGAAACCCAAUCUAUUUUGAACGACCUAACGACUUCAUGCCAGAACGCUGGAUCGGCGACGGGCAGUCCGCGGUAAAGGACAAAUCUGCUUUCUCUCCCUUCUCCAGAGGCCCGAGAGCAUGUCUUGGAAGAACAAUGGCCUACAUGGAGAUGUCUCUAGCUUUGGCAGCAAUAUUCUUGGAGAUGGACAUGGAAUUUGAGGAUUCCGAUCUUGAGGCAAGGCAGGGUUACACAGCGACAGAUUCUUUUGUUCUCGUGAGACCAAAAGCUAACAUCAUCAUAACACCUCGCCGUUGAGAGGACGCAGUCGAUCUAAGAGGUAUAUGGGUCUCUCCUCUGGUGGCAAGCAGUCGCUCUGUUGCUAUCUUAGCAGAGCGGCAGAGGCUGAAGAAGCUGCUACUAGAAGAAACCUCGGGCCAUUAAUCAUGGUCACAAGGACAUGGAGUAGAGACCGAUCGGGUCCCAAUUUGUGGUUGCAAAGACGGGAGUUAUUUAGGCUAAAGGUGUUAAUCAUUCACCCCUGCUACUUUGAUCACGGGCAUCCGGCAAGGUCCAGGAUGCCCUCAAAAAGGGAUGAUCGACAUUGCUGAUGGACUAAGAUCCCACGCACAAGAGACUUCAAUAGUCACCGAGU